AUGAGUACAGCUAAGGACUUGCCACGCGGCUGGAAGGAGGUGCAGAGUAAGAGCCGUCCGGACAAAAAGUAUUUCUUACAUGUCAAAAGUGGUGAAAAGACUUGGAAACUAUCGCAUGUACAUGCGAAAGAGCGUGAAUUCCGGCAUCGCACAGCGUCCGAAACAAAGAAGCGGCGUUCGACUGAUUCCGAAAGCAUUCAAGCGUUACAUAUUCUUGUCAAACACUCAGGAUCUCGAAGACCUUCAUCCUGGCGACAAGACUCGAUCACUCGUAGUAAAGCAGUAGCGCAAGCAAAGACACAGGGCAUUCGAGAUAAACUUGUGGCGUGUAUUGAGGCUAAUCCUGAGAGAUCAUCUGAAGCACUACGCGAGCUAUUUGAACAAAUUGCUAAAGAAGAAAGUGAUUGCAGCAGUGCAAAGCGUGGAGGGGAUUUAGGACCGUUUACGCGUGGGAAAAUGGCUCCUCCUUUUGAAAAGGCUGCAUUUGCUUUAAAAGUUGGUCAACUUAGUGAAUUAGUCGAGAGCGAUAGCGGGGUUCAUGUGAUCCUUCGAAUUGCGUGA
This is a messenger RNA of Plasmopara halstedii, 561 nucleotides long. Its product is annotated as peptidyl-prolyl cis-trans isomerase nima-interacting 1-like. NCBI's taxonomy places the organism in Eukaryota, Oomycota, Peronosporomycetes, Peronosporales, Peronosporaceae. The record is from RefSeq and is a predicted model, not a curated record. Gene Ontology annotation, cellular component: nucleus; cytosol. Bases 1 to 561 code for a protein of 186 amino acids. Gene Ontology annotation, molecular function: peptidyl-prolyl cis-trans isomerase activity; protein binding. The transcript is spliced from 4 exons.